Carlito syrichta (Philippine tarsier) is the source of this 2705-nucleotide messenger RNA. It is a transcript of the gene DCP2, whose product is annotated as decapping mRNA 2. Lineage: Eukaryota; Metazoa; Chordata; Mammalia; Primates; Tarsiidae. The coding region runs from base 237 to 1505 and encodes 422 amino acids. Gene Ontology annotation, cellular component: cytoplasm; P-body. The transcript has 11 exons. Gene Ontology annotation, biological process: deadenylation-dependent decapping of nuclear-transcribed mRNA; nuclear-transcribed mRNA catabolic process, nonsense-mediated decay. Gene Ontology annotation, molecular function: manganese ion binding; RNA binding; 5'-(N(7)-methylguanosine 5'-triphospho)-[mRNA] hydrolase activity. The record is from RefSeq and is a predicted model, not a curated record.
GUGGCUCUCGGGGCCCCGCCCCGCUCCUUGGCCCAGUCUCGGGGACCCGGACCGAGGGAGCGGGACGGAAGUGAGCAGGUCCCGCCCCUUCCCCUGCCCGCAUUCUUUGGAGCCGCCGCCGCCGCUGCCGCCCUCCUCCGCUGCUCGCUCUUCGGCGAGCCGGAGUCUCAGUGCCGUACCCUCAGUCCCCGGCCGCGCGGAGCCGGGAUGCACUGCUCCUGCUGUGGGUCCUCAUCAUGGAGACCAAACGGGUGGAGAUUCCCGGCAGCGUCCUGGACGAUCUCUGCAGCCGAUUUAUUUUGCAUAUUCCCAGCGAGGAAAGAGACAAUGCAAUCCGAGUGUGUUUUCAGAUUGAACUUGCCCAUUGGUUUUACUUGGAUUUCUACAUGCAGAACACACCAGGAUUACCUCAGUGUGGGAUAAGAGACUUUGCUAAAGCUGUCUUCAGUCAUUGUCCAUUUUUGCUGCCUCAAGGUGAAGAUGUGGAAAAAGUUUUGGAUGAAUGGAAGGAAUAUAAAAUGGGAGUACCAACAUAUGGUGCAAUUAUUCUUGAUGAGACUCUUGAAAAUGUACUACUGGUUCAGGGGUACUUAGCAAAAUCAGGCUGGGGUUUUCCAAAAGGAAAAGUAAAUAAAGAAGAAGCUCCUCAUGAUUGUGCUGCUAGAGAGGUCUUUGAGGAAACUGGUUUUGAUAUCAAAGACUAUAUUUGUAAGGAUGAUUACAUUGAACUUCGAAUCAAUGACCAGCUUGCUCGUUUAUACAUCAUUCCAGGAGUUCCAAAAGAUACAAAAUUUAACCCAAAAACCAGAAGAGAAAUUCGGAACAUUGAGUGGUUCUCCAUUGAGAAAUUGCCUUGUCAUAGAAAUGAUAUGACCCCCAAAUCCAAACUUGGUUUGGCACCAAACAAAUUUUUUAUGGCCAUUCCUUUUAUCAGACCAUUGAGGGACUGGCUUUCUAGAAGAUUUGGAGAUUCCUCAGACAGUGACAAUGGAUUUUCCUCAGCUGGUAGCACACCAGCUAAACCCACUGUAGAAAAAUUGAGUCGAACAAAAUUUCGCCACAGUCAGCAGUUAUUUCCUGAUGGUUCUCCUGGUGACCCAUGGAUAAAGCAAAGGCAGCCACUGCAACAAAAGCCAUAUAAUAAUCAUUCUGAAAUGUCUGAGGUUUUAAAAGUGAAGAAUCAGAGUAUGAGGGGAAAUGGCAGAAAACAGUAUCAAGACUCACCAAAUCAAAAGAAAAGAACAAAUGGGGUCCAUAGUCAGCCAGCGAAGCAGCAGAAUUCCUUGAUGAAAUGUGAAAAGAAAUUCCAUCCACGAAAACUUCAGGAUAAUUUUGAAACAGAUGCUGUAUAUGACUUAUCUUGCUCCAGUGAAGACCAGUUGCUAGAACAUGCUGAAGGACAAUCUGUAGCAUGUAAUGGACAUUGCAAGUUCCCCUUUUCAUCCAGAGCCUUUUUGAGUUUCAAGUUUGACCAUAAUGCUAUAAUGAAAAUUUUGGACCUUUGAUUGCAGCAGCUGCAUUGUAGAUGUCCCAAGAUCAGAGACCUGUUGCAUUUGAGUGGGUGUCUCCUCAAGCCUUACCUUUCUCAGGUGUUUAUAGAAAUGCAGGGAGGCAAUGUUUCUGAAGAGAUUUUCUGUGCAGAAGAGAGCAGAAAGAAACACGAAUUUGCACUGUAAAUGCAGUUAUAAUGUUUUAUAUAGAUAUACCUUUUCAGUGUUUGAUACAUAUUUCAGUUGCUAAUUCUUUUUUUUUUGGAGGGCAUUUAUUCUGUGUGACUGGGUUUUAUUUUGUAUUCUGGUCAAGAAAAUUGUGUUGAGUUAUCAUCAAGUAACCAAGUUAAUGGGAAUACUCCAUCUACCCACUUCAUUGAUUCCAAUACUAGUUUACUUAUAUUGACAUUUUAAAAAAGAAACUUAAAAUACCCAAUUACUUAUUACUAAAAACGAGAACUGACAUGUCACAGAUGUCAAGAUUACAGGUCAUCUACUUUGAUGGCAUUUUGUAUAUUUCUCUGCUACUAAGCACUGAGGCUCUCUAAUUCCCCUCUAUCAGGGUUAUGUUGAAAGAAUUUAUUUAGAGCCAACUUCUGCAAUAUGAUGUUCAUGUUCAAAAUGAACCCUUUGCACUUCAUAAGGACAAAGUCUGCAACCUGGAGAGGGAUUGAGUUGGUGGGGAGUGGAUGCUAUAAAUUCGAGUUGUGAUGCAUGCAGUCAGUAAACCUGAGACUGCUGAAGAAAGGGUAGCUGAGCUGGAACCCAGCAACUACUUUGGGUCCUGUCUUCAGCAUCCUGCCUCCAACCCUUUAGUAUUGUACAAUGAUUUUGUUCUUGUGGAAAUUUCUUCUAUAUUCCAGUUGUGUAAAUAUGUAUGGAAAACUGAUAUUAUUAGGUUUUACAUUGCAUCUCAGUGUUGAUCUAUGGAAACUGAUGUCAUAUUAGGUUCCAAUUGACAAUAGUAGCAGAGACUGACAUGGUUUUUUUGGCCCCUGGAUGAUGGAGUGAGAAGGGAAGGGGUAUAUAGUUUACCCAAGUACAAAUUUUCACUAGGCUACAUGUCAUGUACGAUACAUGAAAAUAACAUAUAUAAACUCACUCCUAGGAAUGUAUUUUACUCCUUCAGGAUUCUUAAAUCCAAAUAAGGAAGGCAGUGCCCAUUUAAGAAGGAUUUCAGCUAUAAUUGAGGACAAUCACCAGGGUUUUAAGGGG